Molecule: messenger RNA, 4245 nt
Organism: Arctia plantaginis
Lineage: Eukaryota; Metazoa; Arthropoda; Insecta; Lepidoptera; Erebidae
Source: the annotation of a GenBank genome assembly
AUGGGAUCAUUUGCAAAGUUUGUAUCGGAUUACUGUAAAACUUGGGAAAGAUCCGGCAAGGAACAAUUCAUCAAACAUGUAACUCAAUUUGUCAAAGAUUCAGAAAGAAGUCCACUCUUUUCAAAAUCUGGUAAACUCUCUGGUUUAUCCCAGACUCUGUAUGACUUAUUGCUGUGUGGACUCAGGGGUAAUCUCAAGAAAGAUGCUGUGUUAUCUGUUCUCAGGGAUAUUAGUUUAUUGCAUGCAGAUAUACCAUCUAUAAUUCUAGAUGUUGUGUGUGUCCUUGAUGCUGAGACUUGUGCAGAUGUUCAGAAUGAAGAACGCACAAACUUUUGUUAUAUUGUACGAGAACUGGAAUCUUUCAUAUCUGACAAGCUGCUCAAGGAAAGGUUGGAAAUUGACACACUACAAGAUGUUGGCACAUUAAAGAACAAAAACUUUUAUACUAAAUUUAUUAAAAUAAAAACUAAGUUGUAUUAUAAACAACGUAAGUUCAACUUAUUUAGAGAAGAGAGUGAAGGGUAUGCUAAGUUGAUUGUAGAAUUAAACCAGGAAAUAAGUGAAAAUACAGAAUGGAAAACAUUAUUGGAAAUCAUUCAGUCACUGAUAGGUUGUUUCAACUUAGACCCCAAUAGAGCCUUGGAUAUAAUACUAGAAUCUUUUGAGGCACGACCACAUUUGGAUCAAUUAUUUAUUCCACUAAUAAAAAACUACAUGGGUGACCCUCAAGUAAUCUCAGAGGUCCUAGGUUUCAAGUUAGGAAACAUGGAAGUACUUGAUAAUUAUAAAGAACCACCCCCCAUAAUGACUGUGAUAGCUUUACUUUUACAACAUCAAGUUAUAUCCCUCGAUGACAUAUAUCCAUGGCUACGACCAGAUGAUACGAUAAUGGCCAAAGAAGCAGAAAAAGAACUAAAAGCUGUUCAGGAUUACAUUCGUAAAUUAAGUAUAGUGUCAACCAAAGGACCUCAAACAAAUGGUUCCACAGAAUUUGUUGAGGAAAAAGCUGACCCACAGGAGUACUGGAGUAAUCAAAAGCUGGUUCUAUGUGAAGCACUACUGAAGGUGACUGCAUGGCGCGAUUUUGCAGCCCUAUCGGCACGGUUACCUACUGCAGUCAUGCCUGUACGACCUGCAAAAGCUCUGUGUGGGAUGUUGCAUGCACUUGUCGAACCUCUAUAUAGAACCAAUUGCAGAGUAGCUCCAAAGAUCAUAGGCAAACCAAUCCCACCUCUGAAAUCAAGUUUAGCACCUAUGGCAUGCAAAACAUUUCAGGACAUGAAGGAAACUGUUAUUCCUGCUUUAAUAUUGCUAGGACCAUCAUUACACUAUGAUCCUAUAUUAAUGUACAAAAUAAUUCGAAUACUGAGGACAGCACGAUCUCAAAAAGAAGAUCCUUUGCAUCAUGAAACUCUGACAGUAUUAGACGCGGCCAUAUUGCCAGCUCUCACUUUGAUGGAUGGCAACUGUUGUAUGGCUGAGGAAGUAUAUACACUAUUAAAACUAUAUCCAUAUCAAUGCAGAUACUGCCUAUAUUCUCGAUGGAAAAACGAAGCUGCCGAACGAAUACCGUCGUUAAUGCGUGUGCGCGGUAAUUCCUUACAAAGAAUAAAGCACAUAAUGAAACGCGUUUCUAAGGAAAAUAUAAAACCACAAGGUCGCCUUAUAGGAAAAUUGUCGCACGCUGCACCUACCUUAAUAUUUGACUACAUGCUAUUACAAAUUCAAACAUACGAUAACUUGAUCGGGCCAGUUGUUGAAUCACUAAAGUAUUUGACCUCACUCUCGUUGGAUGUCCUUGGCUACUGUCUCCUCGAGGCCUUGUGCAGCGGACGAUCGAUUGGUGGAGCAGCGCAUCCGCCGUGGCUGCAGGCGCUUGCUGCUUUUGCGGGUGCUGCCUUUAAAAAACACAAUAUUGAGCUAACAGCGCUAUUACAGUUCGUAGCCAACAGACUUAAGGCGCAACAAAGCCAAGACUUGCUCAUUUUGAAGGAGAUUGUUCAAAAAAUGGCUGGCAUAGAAGCUGCCGAAGAAUUUACCAGUGAUCAAUUAGAUGCAAUGGCUGGAGGUGAACUUCUUAAAGGAGAGGCUGGUUACUUUUCUCAAGUGCGUAAUACGAAAAGAUCGUCGGCCAGAUUAAAAGAAGCCAUUGUCGGAAACAAUUUAGAUAUAGCUCUGUGUAUUCUAUCGGCACAACAACGCCACUGCUGCGUUUGGAAAGAAUACAAAGAAGAUUCUCCUAGUGGUGAGCCAGUAGGAUCUCAGCUAAAAGUGGUCGGCAGAUUGGGAGAUCAGUGUCAGGAUGCAUUGGUACAACUUGGAACUUUUCUAGCCUCAUCUCAUGCACCUGAUGAAUAUGCAGCCAGAUUGCCCAGCUUACAGGAAUUGUUGCGAGAUUAUCAUGUUGAUGCUGAUGUAGCAUUCUUCCUUCAUCGUCCUGUAUUAUCACAAAAGAUUGCUGCUAAAGUAGAAGCUUUGAGAAAAUCUUCGGAUAGCAAAUCAGAUUCAACUGAAAAGAGCAUCGAAAGAUAUACUUUGGCUGCAAAGGAAGCGUUAGAACCGGUAGUUCAGUCGGUUAUACCUAUAUUGCCAAGUAAAGUUUGGGAAGACAUUUCGCCCGAGUUUUAUGUCACCUUCUGGUCCUUAUCAAUGUACGAUCUUCGGGUGCCCGAAGAGAGUUAUGACAAAGAAAUCGAUCGUCUAAAACUAGCUGCAGCUAAUGCCACCAAGGACAGUUCACAAGGCACAAAAGGAAAAAAGGAACAGGAACGUUUUAAUGCUCUAAUAGACAAACUUCAGGAAGAGCGGCGGCGUCAGCAGGAACACGUGGGGCGCGUGCUGGCGCGGCUGCAGCGCGAGUGCAGCGGCUGGUUCCCGGCACGCGCCGCCAAGUCCGCCAAGAACGAGACCGUCACGCGCCUGAUGCAGCUGUGCCUGUUCCCGCGCACCGUAUUCACGGCCGCCGACGCCCUCUACUGCGCCCAGUUCGUGCACACAGUACACUCGCUGCGUACGCCUAACUUCUCUACGCUCUUGUGCUACGAUAGGUUAUUUUGCGACAUCACAUACUCGGUGAUGUCGUGCACGGAGGGCGAGGCGGCGCGCUACGGCGCCUUCCUGUGCAAGGUGCUGGGCACCGCCAUGCGCUGGCACGGCGACAAGGACGCCUUCCAUCGGGAGUGCGCGCACUAUCCAGGAUUUGUUACCAAGUAUAGAGUCUCCAACCAGUUUACGGAGGCUAACGACCACGUCGGAUAUGAGAAUUACAGACACGUCUGUCAUAAAUGGCAUUAUAAGAUUACAAAGGCUAUGGUGGUUUGCUUGGAUUCUGGUGAUUACGUACAAAUACGUAACGCUCUUAUUGUGCUUAUUAGAGUGAUGCCACACUUCCCUGUGCUGGCAAAACUGGCGCAAAUCAUCGAGCGAAAAAUAGAAAAAGUUAAAGAGGACGAAAAAAAUGUGAGGCAAGAUCUUUUCGUCCUCGCAACUGGUUAUAGCGGUCAGUUGCGAAACAAAGGUCCUAAUAUGAUGCGAGAAAGCGAUUUCCAUCAGGUGGGUGAUAAACACAAAGUGGCAAGUGCAGCUGCAGCCCCGGCCGUUAUUGUAAAAGAUGACUCUUCUGCUAACAAACAGGAACAAGAAUCAUCAUCGCCUCUACAAUCUGUUGAUGUGGACAAAAAAGAGUCGCGAAGCAGUGAGAGACGUCGAGAAGAUACCGAUCGCGAAAAGGAAUUAAAACGCGAAUCUCGAUCCUCUCUGAAAGAAAGAAGUAAGGAAGAAGUAAGGAGUAAAGAAAGAUCGCCAAGAGAACGAUCACAUCGGGAGGAACGUUACUUGGAAACAGUGUCCCCACCGCAUGAUCACCGCAGUUUAUCCGACGACAUAGACCGAGAUGCCAAGCGUCGUAAAGUAGAAAACAUCGGCAACGGCAAGGGUAGCAAAGAAAUAGAGGAACGUUCACCUGAGAAAGAGAAGAGAAAGGCUAAACAGAGAGGUGACGAGCGUAAAGAGCGUAAGAUGAAUCGUAAGAGGGAUAGAGCAGAAGAAUCUGCAAUCCUGGAGCAAAAGAGGCGCCGCGAUGAGCAGAAAGCAGUAAUUAAGAUUGGCAGUCAUCAAAAUGGAUCACAAGAAGAUCACCACUACGAAAAAUAUCAUAAACGGGAAAAAUCGCCUUUCAGAGACCGUUCACAUGAAGAAUCAAGAGACAAGCAUAGGCGCUCAAACGAAUCUAAGAUAAGAAGAUAG